CUCGUGGUGAUGUCCAACUGCAAUUGCUUUUUAAUGGAAUCCUUUGCAUUACCCCAAGACGAUGUGGCCAAGUGGCUUCGGCAAGUCGUCAGAGUAUCGGUUAGUCGAUUAAAGGCGGUUGAACUGCGACAUCACCCUCUACCAGAGCAGUGCAAACUUAAUUACAAACCAUCCACCACUCUCAGCAAUCCGUUGCAAACUAUUGCAUCCGAACCAGUUAAAAUGUGCUCCCUGCUUCGUAGCAGCCAAUGGAUUCGUGAACAAGAGAAGAAGAACUUUGAACACUGUCUGCUCCUAAUUACAGAGUCACAUUUGUACAUAUCGGCAAAUUUAAAACUCUCGUGGCUUUCAAACAAAAUUCAGGAUAAAUCCACGCAACCGGAACUUACCCUUAGACAGCCCAUGAGCAACUUAGUAGACGUGGAACGCAUUACGGAUAAAAAAUAUGUGAUAAACUUUAGCGACGAGACCCAAAACAAGUGCGAGAUGUGGCAGUUGCUGUUCGAAACGCAUAACAAUUCCACGUGUUGUCUGAAUGUCAUCGGUAAAACAUGGGAGCAGCUGUUUGGCGUUCCAUUCAGCCUAUCUAAAACUUAGCAGAGCUCAACGCCAAGGAACCAACGAGAACGGAUUACCAUACAUUUCAAUUUAUUGUGCAAAGCUUAGAAUUGUUGAUCUUUAUUGACUACGUUAUUUAAUGUCACAUUAGUUUUCUUAACUUAACCUUCGUAUUUGUGAGUCGUUGGCUAGGUUUUUUUAGUUAUG
Drosophila subpulchrella is the source of this 765-nucleotide messenger RNA. RefSeq lists its product as uncharacterized. The record is from RefSeq and is a predicted model, not a curated record. The transcript has 2 exons. The coding region runs from base 10 to 597 and encodes 195 amino acids. NCBI's taxonomy places the organism in Eukaryota, Metazoa, Arthropoda, Insecta, Diptera, Drosophilidae.